Eucalyptus grandis is the source of this 924-nucleotide messenger RNA. RefSeq names its product ankyrin repeat-containing protein ITN1-like. The coding region runs from base 1 to 924 and encodes 307 amino acids. Lineage: Eukaryota; Viridiplantae; Streptophyta; Magnoliopsida; Myrtales; Myrtaceae. The record is from RefSeq and is a predicted model, not a curated record. The transcript is spliced from 2 exons.
AUGAAAUAUCUGCUUCAAAUAAGCGAAGUGGAUAUGAACACAGUGAAUAGAAAUGGCUUCUCUGCUCUGGAUAUAGUGGAAUAUUUUCCAAAGGAUUUCAAAGUCAUUGAAUUGAGAGAACUGUUAGUACAUGCUGGAGCUCUAAGAGCCAUAAGAUUCCCUGCAUCAACAACUCACCAAGUAGCUGUUGAUAACAGAAAUGAGGAGAAUUCAACUGUUGUAGUUGACCUAGCAUAUGCAGCACUUCCCUCCACCAAUACUCCUCCAUUAGAGGCGGUUCCGCCACCAUCUUUCUCUGGGAAAAUCAGGAAGCAGAAGGGAGACAAACACGAGAAAUGGAUCAAGAAGAAGCGCGAUUCUCUGAUGAUAAUUGCCACCGUGAUCGCAGCCAUGGCUUACCAAGCCGGCCUUAGCCCUCCCUGCGGCCUGUGGGACAACGAUCAGAAAGACGACAAAGGCACCAUCUUAUACUACGCAGGAACAUCGAUACUGGCUGCAAACGAUCCAGAGGGUUACCCAUUGUUCUGGCUAUGCAACACCGUCUCUUUUCUUGCAUCCCUUAGCACGAUCUUCUUGCUCAUGAGUGGCUUGCCCUUGGGGAAGAAGGUUUUGAUGAGGGUUCUGACGGGCACAAUGUGGGUGACCAUCACUUUCAUGGCAAUGACUUACCUCGAAUCCAUGAUGGCCAUCUCGUUCGUACACAGGGAACCUAAACAUGUGAGCCCGUUCACAGAGGAAUGGUACUCCGAGGAUGGGGGGUCGAUUACAGUGGUUAUGUACUCCUUGUUUGUUUGGCUCUGCAUUUGUAGCCAUUGUUUUUCUAGUUCACACUGUUCGAUUCCUUGCGUUCGUCUUCCGGAAUGUGAAAGAUCCGCAAAAGCUCAAGAAGUGGAUAUCAGGGCGUGUGAGUUGGUGCAGAUCUAG